This is a messenger RNA of Oncorhynchus tshawytscha (Chinook salmon), 1632 nucleotides long. Its product is annotated as alpha-(1,3)-fucosyltransferase 4-like. Gene Ontology annotation, cellular component: membrane. Bases 1 to 1137 code for a protein of 378 amino acids. Lineage: Eukaryota; Metazoa; Chordata; Actinopteri; Salmoniformes; Salmonidae. Gene Ontology annotation, molecular function: alpha-(1->3)-fucosyltransferase activity. The record is from RefSeq and is a predicted model, not a curated record. The transcript has a single exon.
AUGGAGCUAACUCAGUGGAUAACAGGGGGUCGUUCUACCUUUCACAGAGCCGGUAAGCGCCCCAGUCUGUGUCGCUGCAAAACAUUUCGAGUGGCUGUUCUGAGAAGAUCAUGCUCUUGGGUGUGUUUCAUCGCUUUCGUCUGUGGACUCUUUCUCCUCCUCGGAGUGUGUUUUCUCAAUCUCUUUGACCCACAACUCCAACCCCUCUCUCUCACUGGAGUGGAGCCCAGAGAUGUCACCCUUCUGUUGUGGACGCACCCCUUCGGCCGUUACCGCAGACUGCCAGACUGUGAGGCGCGCUUUGGGAUCCGUGGGUGCGUACUGACCGACGACCGACGCAUGUACCCUGGGGCUGACGCCAUCAUCAUGCACCACCGUGAGAUAGUGACCAACGCCACGGCGCUCCCGUCUGACCCACGACCCCAUGGCCAGAAGUGGAUCUGGAUGAAUUUUGAGUCCCCGUCUCACACUCGUGGCCUGCGGCAGUUCGAGGGCUUGUUCAACCUCACCAUGACCUACCGUGCAGAUUCAGACAUCUUCCUCCCCUACGGCUACCUGGUGACCCGCCUUCACCCUCAGGCCAACGCCCCCCACACACGCCCCCGACGGCCCCACCUACUGGCCUGGGUCAUCAGUAACUGGUCGGAGUCGCAGGCCCGCGUGGAGUAUUACCGUCGGCUGGUUAACUACGUUGACGUGGAUGUGUUCGGGCGCGCAGGUGUGCCACUGCCAGAGGACAGCACUGUGGUACGCACGGUGAGGCGUUAUCUGUUUUAUCUGGCGUUGGAGAACUCCCAGCACCCCGACUACAUCACUGAGAAGCUCUGGAACUCCUUACUGGCCGGGGCCGUUCCUGUAGUUCUCGGGCCGCCGCGGGAAAACUACGAACGCUUCCUCCCCCAUGAUGCCUUCAUUCAUGUGGACGACUUCUCCUCUCCCCGCCUGCUCGCCCAAUACCUGAUGCUGCUGCGCCGGAGCCCCACCCUCCUGCAGAGACACCUGGCUUGGAGGAGGAGCUACACCGUGCACCUGACUGCUUUCUGGGCGGAGCAUUACUGCACAGCAUGUCGCGUUGUGCGGAACCACAGUCUCCGGACUAACACCAUCACCAACCUUCAGCGCUGGUUUGAGUCCUGACCUCAGUGUGGAACCACAGUCUCCGGACUGACACCAUCACCAAUCUUCAGCGCUGGUUUGAGUCCUGACCUCAGUGUGGAACCACAGUCUCCGGACUGACACCAUCACCAACCUUCAGCGCUGGUUUGAGUCCUGACAUCUGACUCCUUUUUGACCUUCCAAUAUGUGGUGACUACUAUGAACAUGAUUGGUCAGAUAUCUAGCCACAACCCAGUCUGUAGCAGGGAAUCUAUAGGAACAACCCAGUCUGUAGCAGGGAAUCUAUAGGAACAACCCAGUCUGUAGCAGGGAAUCUAUAGGAACAACCCAGUCUGUAGCAGGGAAUCUAUAGGAACAACCCAGUCUGUAGCAGGGAAUCUAUAGGAACAACCCAGUCUGUAGCAGGGAAUCUAUAGGAACAACCCAGUCUGUAGCAGGGAAUCUAUAGGAACAACCCAGUCUGUAGCAGGGAAUCUAUAGGAACAACCCAGUCUGUAGCAGGGAAUCUAUAGGAAC